Molecule: messenger RNA, 1881 nt
Organism: Vidua macroura (Pin-tailed whydah)
Lineage: Eukaryota; Metazoa; Chordata; Aves; Passeriformes; Viduidae
Product: MAP/microtubule affinity-regulating kinase 4-like
Exons: 6
Source: RefSeq, a predicted model, not a curated record
GUGGCCCCGCCCCCUCCUCCUCGGCCCCGCCCCGCCGCAGCCCCCCCGGCGCCGCCCCCCCCGCGGAGCUGCGGGAAGGGGGCGUGGCCGGGGGGCGUGGCCGCGCCCGGCGGGGGCGUGGCUCCGGCGCGGCGCGGCAGCGGCGGCUCCGGGGGGCGUGUCCCGGGGGGGCGGGGCGAGGGGGCGGGGCCGCCCCUCCCCCCUCGCCCCUGGUCAGCAGCGCCCACAACCCCAACAAGGCCGAGAUCCCCGAGCGGCACCCGGACUGCGCGCCCCACGUGCCCCCCAGCGUGAUGGGCCGCAGGAACACCUACGUGUGCUCGGGGGGCGAGCGGCACCUGCUGCUGCCCAACGGCAAGGACAGCCUGCCGUCCCGCCCGCCGCCGUCCCCCUCCAGCCACUCGCUGGGCGGGGCUCACCUGGCGCACCUGGCCCGCGGCUGCUCCGCCCGCAGCACCUUCCACGGGGGGGGCGGGGCCGGGGGGCGGGGCCGGGCGCGAGCGCCGGGGGGGGGCGCGGGAGCCCCUCCCCCCGCCUCGCCCCCCCCCGCCCCCGCCGCCGCCUCCCCCCGGCCCCGCCCCACGGCCACGCUGCUGAGCAAGAUCACCUCCAAGCUGACCCGCAGGGUGUCCCUCGACCCCUCCCGCCGCCAGAGCUCCAAUCGCUGCGUCUCGGCCACGCCCGGCCCCGGCGCCACAAGAUCCGUGAGGUCGCAGACGAACCUGCGGGAAUCGGGGGACCUGCGCUCACAAGUUGCCAUCUACCUGGGGAUCAAGCGGAAGCCGCCCCCCGGCUGCUCCGAGGGGGGGGGGCUCUGACGCCCCUCCCCCGCCCCGGCCAACGGCCCCGGGACCCCCCCCGGGAGCAGAACGGGACCCCGGGACCGGAUCGGGACCCCCGGAACCGGAUUGGGACCCCCCGGGACCCCCCCGGGAGCAGAACGGGACCCCCGGGACCGGAUCGGGACCCCCAGAACUGGAUCGGGACCCCCCGGGACCCCCCCGGGAGCAGAACGGGACCCCCGGGACGAAACCAGGACCCCCCCGGGACCCCUGGAACCGGAUCGGGACCCCCCCCGGGACACCCCCGGGAGCAGAACGGGACCCCCCCGGGACCCCCGGAACCGGAUCGGGACCACCAGAACGAGACCGGGACCCCCCCCGGGACCCCCGGAACCCCUCCCGGGACCCCCCCCGGGACCACCAGAACGAGACCAGGGCCCCCCCAAGACCCCCGGAACUGGAUCGGGACCCCCAGAACCGGAUUGGGACCCCUGGGACGAAACUGGGACCCCCCCGGGACCCCCAGAACCGGAUUGGGACCCCCGGAACCCCUCCCGGGACCCCCCCCGAGACCAGAACGGGACCCCCGGGAUUCCCCCGGGACCCCCCCGGGACCACCAGAACGAGACCGGGACCCCCCCCGGAGCAAAACGGGACCCCCGGGACCCCCAGAACCGGAUUGGGACCCCCCGGGACCCCCCCCGGGACCCCCAGAACCGGAUCGGGACCCCCCCCGGGACCAGAACGGGACCCCCAAAACCUGCCCGGGGACCCCCCCAGGCGCCCCCCCCCCCAGGAGCCCCCCCAAGGAUUCGGCAGCCCCGGGACCCCCCCCACCCCCCUCCCCAAAUUUGGGACCAGCGGCGCUGGGACCCCCCCCCGGGGUGUGGGGGAGGGGGGGGUGGGUGAUUUUGGGGGGGGGGGUUCGGUGCCAAGAUUUUGGGGGGACCCCCCCCCUCACACCCCCACCCCUGCAGCCCCCCCCCCCCGGUGCCCCUCCCCACCUUGUACAGUCUGUAAAUACGGCCCCGCCCCCCCCCCCCCCCGGACCCCCCCCCUCGGACCCCUCCCCCAUUUUUAAGUUAUUCCUGCCCCGAGU